Molecule: messenger RNA, 1648 nt
Organism: Perca flavescens (yellow perch)
Lineage: Eukaryota; Metazoa; Chordata; Actinopteri; Perciformes; Percidae
Exons: 8
Coding region: 130-1422 (430 amino acids)
Source: RefSeq, a predicted model, not a curated record
AGCUGCGUGAUGCGCGAUGCAUUACUGUCCGCCACCACGCACGGUCACUUGUCUUCCUGUCUUUGUCUGUCUUCCUGACUGUGUGAUUACCCUCCCUUCUGUUACGGUGUAGGGAAUUAAAGGACCCAAAUGCAGGGAGAGGCAGGCAGGCAGGAGAAGGGACCACUGGCUACUCAGUUACUGCAGCGUCUGGAAUCAAGGAUCACUGACACGUUAAGUCAACCAUACUUUAAUUUGGACUAUUUCCAGUACGUUGUAAAUCAGGAAGCCUUUAUUCUGACAUCUGCAUCUACCAUUUUAAACAUCCCAGCUGAAAUUGUGGAGUGUCUUUUAUCCCUACAAAGAAUGAUCCACGCAGCUCUUUCCCAAGAGAGUCCCUGUGUUUUUAUUAGAGAAGGAGGACGUGGCCGACCAAAAUUUUGUUUUUCUGAGGAGCUGCUGUCCCGGCUCAUUGACAUGCCCUUACCAGUGCCUUGUAUCGCCAACCUGCUUGGUGUCAGCCAAAGUACAAUUUUCCGGCGUAUGCAUGAACUCGGGUUGUUCACAAGACUUACAUACAGCACUUUAUCUGACAGUGAACUGGAUGAUGCUGUCCUCUCCAUAAAAAACAGGAUCCCAAACGCAGGAUACAGAAUGGUUAAAGGUUGUCUGCAAGCUCCAGGAAUUUUGGAAAGAAUGACACAGCUGGGUUGCAUCGUCAGGAGGACAUACUUCGUACAGCGGCCUUUGUCAUUAGUGCAUAUCAUAAGGUACAACAUCAUCACAUUUGGAGCAAUAGAUGGUUACUCAAGAAAGGCAGUGGAAAACUUUGGCUGGCCUUCCAGGGUCAGGGGCGAUGAAGGCGUUGAAAAUGUUGCAAUUGCUGAAACCAUGUUCAGUGUUAAAGGCACCGGAAGAGGGAGCUUCAUCGCUGGGCGAAGCGUACACAAUCAAAGGAUUGAGCGCCUAUGGCGAGAUGUCUGGACCUGUGUCACUCAUCUGUACUAUGAAGUUCUUCACAGUCUAGAAGAAGAUGGCCUUUUGGAUUUGUCAGAUGCUGUCCAUCUGUUUUGUGCCCAUUAUGUGUUCCUUCCGCGUCUGGCAGAGGCUCUUCAUACCUUCACAGAAGGCUGGGACAACCAUCCCUUACGAUCUGAAGGCGGACUCACCCCUGACCAACUCUGGGUUAUGGGUCACAUGCAGAACCCUUGUGAUGCAGAUGAAGAUGUGCAGAACAUGGAGCUGUUUGGAACUGACUGGGAGAUGUUUGAAGGUGUGCCUGAAGAACUUUAUGGAGUUGAAGUCCCAGAAAUUGAGUGCCCGCUGACUCCAGCUAGUAUGGAAACUGUACAGUCCAUAAUUGAUCCCUGUGCAUCGUCAGACAUUUAUAUAUCAAUGGUUCAGUGCAUUGAAAGUCUAUGUGUGACACAAAGAAACAUCUAAGCUAUCAUCAGUCCUUGCAAACGAUUUAAUGGAAUGAAGUUGAACAUUUGCAAACAGACUGCCAGUUACAAAAGGUUUGCUGUGACAUUACUUCAUUUUAACAUGGGAGUAACAGUAAGGUAAAAAACUAACUCAUCAUCCAUUUUGGUUUUGAAGUUUACUAAAAGCAAAACAAUGGUUUUGUAACAAAGAAUAACCAUUAUUCACAGAAACAAGAAGUUGUCAA